Trichoderma citrinoviride is the source of this 1329-nucleotide messenger RNA. RefSeq lists its product as hypothetical. The coding region runs from base 1 to 1329 and encodes 442 amino acids. The record is from RefSeq and is a predicted model, not a curated record. NCBI's taxonomy places the organism in Eukaryota, Fungi, Ascomycota, Sordariomycetes, Hypocreales, Hypocreaceae. The transcript is spliced from 4 exons.
AUGCUUCGGAGAUCGUCGCUCGUUAUUAUUGCGGCCGCUGUUGCAGCGUCCGCCACCGCUGUUCUACCUCUUGGCGCAAGGCAGCAGCAUGUUAGCAACAUGACCAAUACAUCAAGCUCCGGUGCCGUGCCCUCCACCGAUCCAAUCCACCUCCCGUUGUGCGCUCUUGAAUGCUUCACGGCCACUUGUUUGAAGCUCGAUUUAUCAUGUAUAUGCGAGAGCUUGACUCAGCCGUCUCAAGGCUUGUCCUGCUUCAAAGCGUCAUGCAGCUUCCCCGAGAGUCUGACUACGAUGAAUCUCACUCAGACAGUGUGCGGCGGCUCAGUGCGAGAUCGAUCAGGUCGAUUCAAGACGAUGACCAUUGCUCUUAGCUCGGCAACCCUUCUGGUCGCCGGUAUUCGCUUUGUGUCCAAAUUUCUCUUCAGCGCCAGACAGGGCUUUGGUCCGGACGAUUGGACAAUGUUGGCAGCGGGACUUAUUGGUGUACCAUGCAUCAUAUUCAACAUCUCUGGAUUGAGUGGCCAUGGACUGGGCAAUGAUAUCUGGACAUUGGCUCCAGAAGUUGUGGCUUCAUUCGCACAAUGGUUUCUCGCCAUGGAGAUCUUUUACGUGGUCAUAAUAUCACUUGUCAAAACCAGCCUGUCGCUCUUCUAUCUCGACCUGUUUCCAGGAAUCAGAUUUCGCAGAGUGAUAUGGGGGACUAUCAUGUUCCAUAUCGCCUCCGGUCUCAGCUUCGUCAUUGGCAGCCUCUUGCAAUGCGUACCCCUGAGUUUCACGUGGGAGCAAUUCGACGACAGCACCAACACUCCACCGGGAUACUGUAUCAACGUGAAUGCCUUCGCAUGGGCCAAUGCUGCCAUAAAUGUCGCGGUCGAUGUUUGGCUUAUAGGGAUUCCCCUAUACCAGCUGUACAGUCUGGACACUCAGUGGAGGAGAAAGUUGAGUGCAGCCGUUAUGUUUAUGACAGGAGUGAUAGCCACGGCCGUCUCCAUCCUCCGGCUCCAGUCACUCAUUCGCUUUGCUAACUCAGCGAACCCCACGUGGGACCACUGGAAUGUCGCCUGGUGGUCUACCAUCGAAGUCAACAUAAGCAUCAUGUGCACGUGCCUCCCUUCCAUACGGCUCGUUCUGGCGCACUUGUUUCCACGAAUGAUUGGUUCGAGUCUCGGCAUACCUCCGAUAUCUGAGGACUCUUGGAUCGGUGAGAAGAUCACCAGUCCGAACCCUUUGGAUGUCGAACGCCUGGAACUGUGCAACAAUCCGAGCAUAGACGCACGCUCAAAGGCCAGCGAAUCUACACAGGUAGGGGAAGGGGUUCUAGAAGCAUAA